This is a messenger RNA of Prosopis cineraria, 1486 nucleotides long. RefSeq lists its product as uncharacterized. The coding region runs from base 232 to 1014 and encodes 260 amino acids. Lineage: Eukaryota; Viridiplantae; Streptophyta; Magnoliopsida; Fabales; Fabaceae. The transcript is spliced from 5 exons. The record is from RefSeq and is a predicted model, not a curated record.
AACAGCAUUGGGCUAAUUCCUCGCAUCGUCUUCUACCUCGAACUCGUUAUUGUUUAGGGUUUGCAGAUUUACAGGUUAUCGUCAUCUCGUCGCGCUGCGCAUUCCCACCGGAGGCCGUGUAUCGGAUGCGUUAAAAGUGAUAUUUGUAGAGAAAAGAUUCGUGUAAAUUAUCUCAAUUCCUGAUUUGUUUGUUUUCGUGAGAUCGCGAGAUCCAGAAACAUCAAUCAUAUCAUGCGUAACGAUAAUGUCAACGGGAAGGAUGUUAUUUCUUCUGAUUCUGUCAAUGAAGUUGUUCCUGGGUCAGUAUUGGAGGGAAAACAAGAAGACUCUGAAAUGAAGGCCCAAGUUGAUGCCAUGUGGCAAGACAUGAACAAAGGAGUAUCUAGCAAGAUUCUCAGAAGCAUUGUAAGCAAGCAUAAUUCCACUGCCAGGAAAACUACGAAGAAGACAUCUACUAAUUGGAUGUCUUAUUUGGGCAUGUCACCAAAGGCAGCUGAAUCCCUUGGGCAAGAUGCAUCCCAGAAGAGAACUAUCCCUAUUGAGGAAAAUACAAAUGAUGAAGCCAAGAAAAUUGCUGCUGCUGCUCUGGCAGCAGUUAAAGAUGAUGCUGCCGCUGCUGCAUCAGGCAGAGGGAAAAUUGCAAUUACGGAGGUUCGGGAUUUUGCUGGUAAAGAAAUUGAAGUUAAAAAGCUUGUUGAUGCUGAUUCAAAGGAGGCGAUAGAAAGAACCAAAGCUCCUGCACCUUCUGCUGUGGAUGUUGUGCUUGAACAAAUUAAGAAGAAACAGAAGCUCAGUGUACUAGACAAGACCAAAAUGGACUGGGGAGAAUUUAAGGAAGAAAAUAAGGGACUGGAAGACGAGCUUGAUGCUUACAAGAAGAGUUCAAACCAGUAUCUGGAUAGGGUUUCCUUCUUGCAGCGAGCAGAUUACCGUGAGUUUGAACGAGAGAGAGAUGCACGCCUGGCAUUGCAAUCGAGGAGGCGGCCGGAUAUGCGAGAAGACCCAGAUGAUUGAAGCAUGUCUGGAGUUGCAACUCUUAGGGAUUAUGGAUGGAAGUUGAUGUUCAGGGGGCGAGCUAUGGUCCCAUGGUUAGUCCUGGUCCUGGUUUUGUAUGAUGAAAUAGCGAAAGAGAUGCUCCAGAGUGAGUUCACUUGAAGCAAGGAGAGGCAUUGAAUUAAAAUAGUAACGGGACCCACGCAUUAGAAGUGGGAUCUUCUAUUGUGUGUUGAUCUGUUUCCUCACUUCUAAUGAAAUCACUAUAGAAAAUUCAUUCAGGAUGAAAUAGAUCUUUGUUCGGUUUGAUGGGGAUUAUGUGCAUUUGAUGAGGUCACAAUGUUCUCAGAUGACGUGUUUUCAUGAUUUGGAUAUUUGGAAGGAAAGCUACAAAUGUUUAUUUGCCCCUUCUCAAUUGUUGACAAUUUCGUGUAUAUUUAUUUGUAGCUACAAUUGACAAGGUAUUACAUCCGUGUUGACGUGAUCUUGUAUA